This is a messenger RNA of Epithele typhae, 873 nucleotides long. Its product is annotated as ribonuclease T2. Gene Ontology annotation, cellular component: extracellular region. The transcript has 6 exons. Lineage: Eukaryota; Fungi; Basidiomycota; Agaricomycetes; Polyporales; Epitheliaceae. The coding region runs from base 1 to 873 and encodes 290 amino acids. Gene Ontology annotation, molecular function: RNA binding; ribonuclease T2 activity. The record is from RefSeq and is a predicted model, not a curated record. Gene Ontology annotation, biological process: RNA catabolic process.
AUGGCCGCCGCCCUCGUCCUCGCCACGGUCUCCGCCCUCGUCGCCGCCCAGGGCGCGCACGCCUCCCUCUUCUCCGUACCGCGGACGUUCCCGAACAUCACCGCCUGCGCCAGCGAGCCCUCCGUGUAUUCGUGCGAGAACACGACGGCGAUCGCCAACACUUGUUGUUCGCCCACGCCUGGCGGUCUCGUGCUCCAGACCCAGUACUGGGACACCUACACCGGUUACGAGCGCAAGGGCCAGCUCCUUCCCAAGGGCAGCUGGACCAUCCACGGCCUCUGGCCCGACAACUGCGACGGGUCGUACGAGCAGUACUGCGAUUUCUCUCGUCAGUACGACCCCGCUCCGUCACCUGCCGUUCUGCCCGGCAACACGACCGUCCCUGUUUACACUGGUCCUGGCGUCGACACCUUCGUCGCCAAGUUCGGCCGCCUUGACAUGCUCGACUUCAUGAACAAGUACUGGGUGAGCCAGGGCCAGCCCAACGAGGCCUUCUGGGCGCACGAGUUCUCGAAACACGCGACCUGCACGUCCACCUUCGACGCCGUCAUCCGCGCGUUCAAGAUGUACCCCACCUACGAGAUGCUCGCCGCUUCUGGCAUCUUCCCGUCGAACCACACGACGUACCCGCUCGCCCAGAUCCAGACCGCGCUCAAGGCCCAGACCGGCGCCGUGCCCUACCUCGGCUGCGGCAGUAACGGCACCGUCCUCCAGGAAGUCUGGUACUUCAGCCACGUCCUUGGCACCGAGCAAUUCGGGCACUUCAAGCCCCUCGACUCGACCACGAAGUCCAGCUGCUCAACCACGGUGCCGAUCCACUACUACGAGCGCACGAAGACCUCGGAGCGCGAGGUCAGGAACGACCUCUUCUAA